AUGUUUGCCACACACGGAGUGCCACGGCAGUUAGAUUCCGAUAAUGGACCGCCCUUCACGUCAGAAGCUUUUCGACAAUUUGCGGAGGAAGAAGGUUUUGAUCACCAUAAAGUGACACCACUCCAUGCGAGGGCUAAUGGCGAGGCAGAGAGUUUCAUGAAGAUGCUUAACAAGAUCGAGCAGAUCUGCCAUCUACAAAAUUUAUCGGGAGCAGACAGAGAACAAGCCAUACAGAAUAUGCUGGUAGCAUAUCGAUCCACGCCACAUAUAUGGAUCGGUGUGUCACCCUAUCAAGCCAUGAUGAACCGGGACGUCCGCACGAAACUUGACUACUUUGAGCCAGCACAACCUGAAGACGAUCCAAUAGCGGAGACAGACAGGGCCUACAAGGAGAAAAUCCAACGUCAGUCAACUAAUCGCAACACGAGAAGACACAGUUUUGUCGUGGGAGAUUACGUAUUGGUGAAGCAGCCAAAACGUAAUAAAUGGUCAACGGCAUACGAACCUGCAUUCUACAUUAUCUUUAGAAUCGAUGGAUCCAGUAUUGCCGCCAGAAGAACGCCCGACGGGAAAGAAAUCUACAGAGAUUCCAGCCAUUUUAAACUAGCCAACGCCAUCGUACAGAACAAUCAGCCAGACAUCGAGUACAACGCAAUACCGGAUGCUGAUACUGAUGGGCGAGAGGAGAUGUUACGAGAGAUGAAUGAUUCGUCUCCAGAUUCCGCUAAUUCGUCUCCAAAUGCAGGGGAAAACCUCCAUGACGUCGAACCAAACGCAGAUACGAAUGAUUCGUCGGGCACUGAACAUGAAACGAGACAACCAACGACAUCUCAUCGCAGUGCCACGACAUCUCAAUCAUCGGGCGCUGAAAACGUCAACCAGCAACCUACGAAUACAACUGAUCGUCGUAGCGCCACACCGCGGAAACUGCCAGCUCGAGAACGUAAACGACCAAAGCAUCUCGAGGACUAUGUCUGUUAA
Lineus longissimus is the source of this 981-nucleotide messenger RNA. RefSeq lists its product as uncharacterized. The transcript has a single exon. Gene Ontology annotation, biological process: DNA integration. NCBI's taxonomy places the organism in Eukaryota, Metazoa, Nemertea, Pilidiophora, Heteronemertea, Lineidae. Gene Ontology annotation, molecular function: nucleic acid binding. The record is from RefSeq and is a predicted model, not a curated record. The coding region runs from base 1 to 981 and encodes 326 amino acids.